AUGGCAGGAUUAUUUGACGAUUGUCUCCCAUUGUCGUAUUAUUAUGAGAAACUUAAUCUAGAUCGAUUUGAGGUGAAAGAAAAUCGAAAUACAAUCGCAUCAAUUGCUGCUGGGUCAUUGUUCGCCACUGGUUGGUGGUUAAUCAUUGAUGUUUGUGUACGAUAUUCGACGAAUGAUGAAUUUCAUAAAGCUCUUCUGACAAUUGGAAUUGUCGCAUCAUUGGCUUUAGUUUUCGUCAAUUCAAUAUCGAAUUCACGUUUCCGUGGUGACUUUUAUCGUGAUGGAUGUGGCGGUGUAGUACUUGCACGAGCCGUUCUUUUCCUAUCAUUUCUUCUCGUCUUCGGCAGUGUCAUUGCUGGUGCAUGGAUUAUGAUAGCACUUUAUAUAAUUCCAAAUGCCAAAGAUAUAUAUCCAGGUGUGGCACUUUUUAUUCAAACAUUACUCAUUUUUAGCAGUACACUAAUACUCAAAUUUGGUCGAACCGAGGAUGACUGA
Messenger RNA from Adineta ricciae, 495 nucleotides. NCBI's taxonomy places the organism in Eukaryota, Metazoa, Rotifera, Eurotatoria, Adinetida, Adinetidae. The record is from the annotation of a GenBank genome assembly.